GGAAAGUAUUUGCAUUUCCCAGUGAUAUGGUGUUCUUCAGAGAGACAUCUUGGAAAAUUUAUCUACCCUUUUCUGGACACAUUUGUGUACCACAACAACUGAAGGUGACAGCAUGUGGCACUAGGCCAUCGCCCAUGCUCUUAAACAGCUCCAAGGCAUUCAGAACACUUUUGUCAUACUUUGCUGCCCAAAGUGUCCAAAUGUCCAGACUGCACCUGAUGGUCGAUACUUUUGGACCCGGCACAGCUUAUGCUGCUUACACCACGGGCUGAGCUGAUCUGGAAUCGAAAAUGAAUUGGGCGUCUUUUUAUGCCGUAAUUAGCGGUGUAAAUAGGCAUUCAACGGGCAUUGGCCGCAUCUGGCUGUCUGUCAUCUUCAUCUUUCGCAUUCUGGUUCUUGUGGUGGCUGCCGAAAGCGUAUGGGGCGAUGAGAAGUCUGGCUUUACCUGCAACACCCAGCAGCCAGGUUGCAACAGUGUGUGCUAUGACCAGUUCUUCCCAAUCUCUCACAUUCGUCUCUGGGCCUUGCAACUGAUUCUUGUAUCAACACCAGCUUUGCUAGUUGCUAUGCAUGUUGCACAUCGCCGCCACAUUGACAAAAAAAUUCUCAAAAUAUCGGGACGAGCCAGCGCCAAGGACUUGGAACAAAUCAAGAAUCAGAAGUUCAAGAUUACUGGUGCGCUUUGGUGGACCUACAUGAUAAGCAUAAUUUUUCGAAUCAUUUUUGAGGUGGCUUUCUUGUAUAUUUUUUACCUGAUCUACCCUGGUUUCAAAAUGGUACGCCUGGUUAAGUGUGAUUCUUAUCCCUGCCCUAACACAGUGGACUGCUUUGUCUCUCGUCCAACAGAAAAGACCAUCUUUACUGUCUUCAUGCUGGCAGUAUCUGGGGUUUGUGUCUUGCUAAACAUUGCAGAGGUGGUGUAUUUGAUAGGCAGAGCAUGUGUCCGAUACUUCCAGACACCCGAAGGGGAGCCGAAAGGACCUUGGCUCACUCAAAAGCUGUCUUCCUACAAGCAAAAUGAGAUCAAUCAGCUCAUAUCAGAGCAUCCAUUCAAGCCCAGAUUGAACGUGGGCAGAAAGAGUCCUAUUGACAAGGGGGAGAGGUGUUCUGCCUUCUAGCCAUCAACAUCAUCUGGGUGAUUUGUUUCACUAAACAUCAGUAACCAACUUGAAGGGUUUCGGUAAUUGUGCCCUGCAUACUUGUCUUCAUAUAUUUAUUUUGGUUAUUGUCUUAGACCUCCUGGGGUAGAAGAUUUUGAAUGGCUAAUUCUUGAAAGGAAGGUUUAAAACGCAUGUAAUAUGUAAACAUCUUCCAUGUUUUCAAGAAAUGCAAGAUGGAAGGGUGGGCUUUAAGAAUUUUUUUUUCUUGCAAGAUAUCUUAAAGAAAUACAUGGAGAGGACCUGAAAUUUUUUUUUGCUGCUGGAUGAUAUGCAAAAUACUCAGAUGCAGAGCUUUAAACACAUGAAGGUGUCUUGAAAUAUGAAAAUCUUAGAAGAAAUAUUUCAGAUACUUGAGGUUUUAAAUUUUAUAUUACAUAUAUAAAAAACAUUAGGUCCACCUUGCGUACAGUUAGAGACUAUCGCUCAUCCGACACUCACUGCCUUGACACUACCAAUUCAAAUAUUAUUUGGUCAGAAAAUUAAGUGGUGCACUGGAUAGCUGACAGGCCUAUGAAGGGCUAAAGGCUGUAAUUGUGCACCUAUUGAGCAAAUAGGUAUCACAAUUUUUGCAAACAUGGAUGAAGGGAACAUGUAUGAUACAUUUGAACCAUUGAGAACCUGUUUAAAAAAUUAAAUAAUACAUAAAUAAUGAACGUUUAUUUUAUUUUUGUUUUUGUUUUAAAAACAGGAGAAAUUACUCUAAAGUUCAGUGUUCAGAAUAAAGGGUUUUUACCCGUACACUUUAUCAUCUUCAUUUAAACAAUAAAAGAUGAAUACAAAUACACAUCAUUUACUGAUAUAUGCACUGGCAUGUUUGUAAAUAACAUUUCAUCACUGUGGAUUUAUUGAAUUGAUCAUUGCUGCUUAUUUAUUGUAGUGCUAAAACUUUGAAAAAUAGUAAAAAUAUAAAGUAAUUCAGAUUAGCACUUUGUAAGUAUAAAAACAUCUUGUACAGCAUUACUGAAUAAAAUGUGGAGUCAUUUGAA
Colossoma macropomum (tambaqui) is the source of this 2146-nucleotide messenger RNA. Its product is annotated as gap junction beta-1 protein-like. Gene Ontology annotation, biological process: cell communication. Gene Ontology annotation, cellular component: connexin complex. Lineage: Eukaryota; Metazoa; Chordata; Actinopteri; Characiformes; Serrasalmidae. The transcript is spliced from 3 exons. The coding region runs from base 291 to 1118 and encodes 275 amino acids. The record is from RefSeq and is a predicted model, not a curated record.